GUUCACCUAUAUAAAGAUAGUGUGGCGUGGUCAGCUCAUCAUUCAAUCGAACGGAUCCACAACAACCAACAUGAAAUUCGUCAUCUUCGUUGCCCUCCUCGCUCUCGCGGCCGCCAAGCCCGACAAGCCCUCGGACGAAGUCACCGUCGUUCGUGACGACCGCGUGUACCCCAGCGCCAGCGGCGAGUACAGCCUCGACUUCGAGACCAGCGACGGAACCCACAUCUCCGAGUCUGGUGAUGGCACUGGCCCCGAUGGCGCCGUCGAGUCCCAGGGAACCGUCCGCUUCGUCCACCCCGACGGUGAGAGCUUCGAGCUGAAAUACGUCGCCAACGCCGAGGGAGGAUACCAGCCCGAGUCCGAUGCCCUGCCCGUGGCUCCUGAAUUCCCCCACGAGAUCCCCCAGUUCGUCCUCGACCAGAUCGCCAAGGCUGCCGAGGAAGACCGCAACCGUGACAACAGCGAAGAAGAGCGAAGCUACGAAUAAAUAUUUCGAAAUUUCUGACUGGCGAUGAUGCUAAUUGCGAAAAAAUGACUGAUCGAAACUGCCGAACGAUCGUAUUCGAUUGCCGAACGAAACGACUAUGUCGAACGACUAAUGUAAAAUAUGUUACGUUGUGAAUUUAUUAAAACUCCGAUCAAACAAA
Hyalella azteca is the source of this 647-nucleotide messenger RNA. Its product is annotated as cuticle protein AM1159. The record is from RefSeq and is a predicted model, not a curated record. NCBI's taxonomy places the organism in Eukaryota, Metazoa, Arthropoda, Malacostraca, Amphipoda, Hyalellidae. Gene Ontology annotation, cellular component: chitin-based extracellular matrix. The transcript is spliced from 2 exons. Gene Ontology annotation, molecular function: structural constituent of chitin-based larval cuticle. The coding region runs from base 71 to 487 and encodes 138 amino acids.